This is a messenger RNA of Cyprinus carpio (common carp), 2709 nucleotides long. RefSeq lists its product as uncharacterized. The transcript has 11 exons. The coding region runs from base 321 to 2270 and encodes 649 amino acids. The record is from RefSeq and is a predicted model, not a curated record. Lineage: Eukaryota; Metazoa; Chordata; Actinopteri; Cypriniformes; Cyprinidae.
AUCGCAGUGCACAUAACAGCAUUAUGUUGCCUGGAGCAAACAAGCACAGUACUAACAACAGCCAACAGACCGGACAACACAAUCCCAUCCUCUGUUUCAUUCAGCUGCUGAAGAGCCCACACAGCUCUUCCCCUGCUUUCUCCGCUAGCUCAGCUGAACUGGAGCAGUCUGUACCAUCAUUUUGUCCUCCAAAUCCACAAAAACAUUUCAGAUGAUGACUUAAACGCUUCAGGAAGACUGUCUUAAAGGAAAAUUAUUAUGUUAUCAUCUUGGCAUACAUCUUGGCUGUAUGUAUAAGGAUAUUCAGGAAUCCAGGAAAGAUGGCUCCAUUGUUCUGGGACUUGGAUUACGCUAUAACUCCUCCACAGACAGCAGCUCUACAAAUGAGUUCUGAGUUCAGGCAUACUAGCCCUGUGAGUUUCUAUUAUCAUUCACAUUGUAGUUCACCCAUGCAAGAAAGCUUAGUCUGGCCUUCAAGUAAACAAGUGGAGUUCACAAGAUUGAACCCCUCCAGAACUAAAGAUAAUACAGAAGGAGAAUGGCGUAUGGUAACAGCCACUCACUCAUUGCUUGGCAGGGAAAGAAGAGGCCAGAGGGAAGACCAGCAGAGAGUGUUUCACAACAUCUUGCCAAGAGCGCAUUUUCUCCAGCCGAAUAGAGAAUCAAGUGCUUUUUCACCCUAUGCUAAUGACUUCAGCUUGAAUGGUAGAGAUGCCAAGAACAUUGCUGAGUCCCCCGGGAACAGUCGUAAGCUGCACCCGCUGACACAGCCGGGCUUCUACAGUCCAAAAAUCCCACGAUCAAAACACUGUGAAGCUUCACAGUCCACAAAAAAAUCUUUGAAAGGAUCUUCUUCUACAAACAACUUGAAAGAGUUCUUUGCUCUCACGUUGCCUCUUCCGUGCUCCAGAAGUGCUGUUCUCAAAGCCAGCCCUUUGUGUUCCAAACCACAAAAAGUUAAAACUUUUGUGGUGGAAAAGCCUCCUUUGAUGAGAGCUGUGGUUUCUCAAACUUCACCAACCUCAAAUCAACCCGACAAAGAGCACUUCAGCCGACUCCAGCCAAGAGAGGACUGUCUCAUCAAGAGCCAGGACUGCAGUUUGUUCAGUCUGCAGGAACCCAAGAGCAAACCUCCUAGAUAUGACCAACCUGUCUGGAGUCGGAGCCAGAAUUUAUUCACUGAGGAUAUUUCUACCAAGGAUCAUCUUUGUAUUAACACAGUACAUCUGUUCCCUGAAUGCCAGUCUAGAGCAGACCAGCCUGCGACACUUUAUCCCAAACUGGAAAAGGCAAGUCAUGGGAUAUUUAGCUUGAGUGUUGACGCUGACAUUAAACAGGGUGACCCUGACUGGUCAUGUCAACUUCAAACCAGCCCAGCUAUACCUGACUGCAGCCCAAAACAAAAGAAGACACAAUACACACAACAUAGAGAAACCGCUGAUGUUAGAAACACAGAGCACAACCAUGUAAAAAGUCAGGUGGAUGUGAACUCAAAGAAUGUGUUUGGUCAGCCUCGAGUGACUGCAUCACUGCGAGCAGCAUGUUCCCCGCGGCCUGUUCGCAAGAGCACAGUGGUGGAGGACUUGAAAAAACUCAUUGUGAUGGAUGACACAGAGGACAGCGCUCAGGGUGAUUCAUCACCUCAACAAAAAGAGGCGGGGCUUUGCAGCAGUUUGCGAAUGUCAGGUUCAAGUCCAUCAUUACUCAGUCAAGCUUACCUAUCAAACCCAGAGUCUACCACACUCACACCCAUCCAUCUUCACCUGCAAACACGUCAAACAGAAUGUGGAGGAUCGCCUGAGCAGGCUGAAUCUGACCUGUGGGACAGAGACCAGCAUCCUGAUCCUGAACUCAUGCCCCUGCCAAGCACAGCCUGUGAUCUCGACUGGAAUAGUUUAGUUCAAGCAGCCCAAGAAUAUGAAACACAAAGGAUGGCAACCCUUUUGUCAGAAAUGAGUCCUGUAUCAAGCAGGCCAGACACACCAUCCCAUGGAACCUACCAGAUCCACCAAUCCAGUGCCUAUUGCAGUAGAGAAGAUAUAGCUGACGUAUUCAUUGACUUUCCUGACCAACUCUCUCACCUGGAAGGGAUGCUUAGUCGACUGAGUAGUGAUCUGCUGAAGGAAAAGAGAGACAAGGUGGCUCUUCUGGCAGAGGUGUUGAAGCUUCGCAUUAGCAACCAGCAUCUAAGAGAAGAGUCCCUCUGUGCAGUUGAACAACUACACAAAAUCAGCAAAAUUUUAAAUAAGACACCUGGAGGGAUGGAGUAAUGCAAGGUUGCAAGCAAAGACUACAAAUCUGGAUAUCGCCAUACUUUUUUUUACUUUUUGCAUUUUCUGCACUGAUGUGAGAGGUCAAAAUCUGCUGAAUGGAUUUAAAAAUUGUAAGAUUUGUUAAUUGGACCCAUUAGUGACUGAAAACCUAAUCAAAUUAUUUGAAAUAUUUAAUGAACAAACGUAGUAGUAACUUAUAAACAGACUUACAAAUGACAAUAUUCCAGCUCCUCUGAACUUUCUGCUGGCACAGGUCUCACAUGAGCUUGAAAACCCAAACAAACUGAACUCAAUCAAGGUUUAUUAACAGCACAGUAAACCAGAACAACUUUCAUAAGGUUGGUAACCCUCUUGGGAAACAUAUGCUCCUCUAUCUAUCUGAAUAAUUAGGUUAAGGCUAUAAAAAAAAGCUAUAAACCAGCUUAAUAUAAAACAU